Zingiber officinale is the source of this 1447-nucleotide messenger RNA. RefSeq names its product transcription factor MYB59-like. The transcript is spliced from 3 exons. The coding region runs from base 215 to 1153 and encodes 312 amino acids. Gene Ontology annotation, molecular function: DNA-binding transcription factor activity; sequence-specific DNA binding. Lineage: Eukaryota; Viridiplantae; Streptophyta; Magnoliopsida; Zingiberales; Zingiberaceae. The record is from RefSeq and is a predicted model, not a curated record. Gene Ontology annotation, cellular component: nucleus. Gene Ontology annotation, biological process: regulation of DNA-templated transcription.
CAUUCUCCUCCCUUUCCCCUCUGCACAAGUGGCCAACGAUUUAUCUAUUACAUAACUCAGCACUUCUGCUUUCAAUAUACAUCUUGUGUGUUAUUGGGAAAAAAACUGAAAAAGAAAGCAAUCGGAUUCCCGUUUGUCCCUUUCUCACAGCUCGCGUAAUUAGUCAGAGGAGUACAACUAAAUGAAGUAGUACAGGAUCUUAUAAAUCAAUUCCAUGACAUCAGUGGCUGGCUGGGUGCCUAUAAAAGCCUGUGCACGGCAACCGAACGCCUCUCAGUCAUUCAGCAAUCAGCAUAAAUUGCGAGCAGCAUCAGGCCAGGUCCAGGAGAGAUCGAAAAGCGAGAAACAGAGACCUGGAUUGUUCGGGAUGGCACCUGCCACGGCGACGACAAUGACAAAGAUGAUGCCGGAGGCAGCGGCGGUGGCGGCGACGAGGAAAGGGCCAUGGACGGAGCAUGAGGACCUCCAACUGGUAUGGUUUGUGCGCUUGUUCGGUGAACGUCGUUGGGAUUUCUUAGCCGAGGUGUCAGGUCUUAACAGGACGGGCAAGAGUUGCAGGUUGCGCUGGGUCAAUUAUCUUCAUCCCGGCCUCAAACGCGGCCGCAUGACCCCCCAAGAAGAACGCCUUGUUCUUGAACUCCAUGAUAAGUGGGGCAAUAGGUGGUCUCGCAUUGCUCGGAAGCUUCCCGGGCGUACCGACAACGAGAUCAAGAACUACUGGAGGACUCUGAUGAGAAAGAAGGCACAGGGGAGGAGUGGCAGUGUCGUCUCUUCGCCGCCGUCAUCUCCCUCGUCCGCUUCAAGUAAUGUCUCCUCGUCUAUCGAUGGAUCCCAACUGGAUCUCACAGCGACGAAGUAUGCAACUGGUAGCAAUAUUCCAACGGGGAACUCCUUGGAUCUCUCAGAGGUCAAAGGGUACACAAUGGAUCAGAUAUGGAAUGAGAUUGCUGCAUCGGAAUCAGUUGGCGACUUGAUUUUCGAAGACUACAAGGAUGGUUCAGCUUGCAUCAUGGGUGGCCCUAUGGCUUCUCCGCUGUGGGAAGAUUGUGAGUCACUGUGGAGAACACACACUGAAGACGUGAGGAUGAUGACCUCCAUGUCUGACCUCGUCGACUCCAAUUGCAAACAGAGUAAAGAUUCCUUGGAACCCUGAACUUAACUAUAGCUAUCUCUCUUUAGUUCCCUUAAUUAGUCCGAGACGUUUCCUAGGGAGGCCUCUAAUAGGAUAGGCCAAGAUCUCUGCAAAUUUUAGCUAAUUGAUACUGUUAAUCCAUGCUAUGUACUGUAGCUCUGCAAAGUUUAGCUAAUCAUCUGUUAAUCCAUGCUAUGGGUUGUAAAAUGGAACUACGUUCAGAAAUGUUGCAAGUAAUUCUAUGCUGUCGAUAUUCUUCACACAAACGUAGAAGAACAGUAAAUAUGUUGUAGCAAAAGUAUGUUCAAUAGUGAA